UAAUAGAUCAAAUAACCAGAUGAACACUGAUCGUGACUGGAUGAAGGAGGUAAACGAAUCGGCAGUUUUUCCACUCUUGGAAUCGCAACUACCACAUCCGAUCGGAACAUUAUAUUGACAGGAUCAUGGCUAUAACCUGCAGACUCCUAUCUUAUCUCAAACACUCUAGGACCCUCAAAACGUUUCGAAAGUUGGGAAAGUCAAUCCACUUACCCCAAAUUUCAGUCAUCUCACCAAUAAAAUCGAAUUAAAUCUUUUCCAUUUGCAAAGAGUAUUCUAUUUUUUUUAGACCUGCUUGGAUCGUGGAUAUAGGAGAUGAAGUGGGUGAGGGGGGUCGUGGUCCGGAAAGGGCAUCAUAAUCAAUGGAUUCUCGACUUCUUGACAAUCAUUGUGAACCAUUUGACUAGGUUAUGGAGUAUCGAUUAGAUGCAUAGAGUUUAUGGUAAGGUUACAGGGGCUUUGCUAUUGCGUGGAUGAGCGCAGGGAUACAUAUAAAGUUUUAUAUAUUCCGAUGAGUUCGCCCUCUUCGAUACUUUCUUUUCAACCACAUCGAAGCAAGUCUUUGUCUAUUCUACCUCUAUCACUUCUUUUCAUCUUACCACGCUCUCUUUUUGAUUUUAACCAUUUACAUUCUUUCAGCUGGUCUAACAUCUCAAUUCCUUGUGAAUUCUUUCCAUCAUUUGAUUAUCAAACUCAUUCAUUUCUUCCAAAUCCACAAAUCUUAUUCAAGAUGUCUUUCUCUAAGCUCACCACAUUCGCUGGCCUAGUCGCCACAGUUGCUGCCCAUGGUUAUGUUUCUGGUAUUGUAGCUGGUGGAACUUAGUAAGUCAAAUCUUGGAGCCAUGUAUUCAAACAAAUACUAAUUCAAAAUAGCACCAAAGGAUGGCUCGUCAACUAUGCAUACCAAAACCCAAUGCCAGCAUCGAUCGGUUGGUCUGACGACAAUCUCGAUCUUGGGUUCACUGCACCAUCCGCCUAUGCCACUGGCGAUAUCAUCUGUGCUAAAAAUGGUACCAAUGCUGCUCUUUCAGCUAAAGUUGCUGCCGGUGAUACCGUUGAUUUUCAAUGGACUGUUUGGCCCGAUUCUCAUAAAGGCCCAGUCAUCACCUACUUGGCAAACUGUAAUGGAGACUGCAGUACCGUCGAUAAAACUAAGCUUGAAUUCUUCAAGAUAGAUGAAGGUGGAUUGAUCGAUGACACGACUGUCCCUGGAACCUGGGCCUCUGACAACUUGAUCACCAACAACAAUACAUGGACAUCCACCAUUCCAGCCAAUCUAGCUCCUGGAAACUACGUCGCUCGUCAUGAAAUCAUAGCUCUUCACGGCGCGGAAAGUAAUGGUGGUGCUCAAAAUUACCCUCAGUGUAUUAACUUGGAAGUCACUGGUAGCGGUACUCUUGCUCCAUCUGGUACACUCGGUGAAAAAUUAUACACUCCUACCGAUCCAGGUAUCUUGGUCAACAUCUAUGCUAAAUUGACCUACACUAUUCCCGGUCCACCUAUGUACAAUGCAACUGGAGCAGCAAAUGGAGGAUCAACUGGAGGAUCAACUGGAGGAUCAACUGGAGCCGCAACUGGUGCCACCACCGCAGCCACCGGAAAUACCGCUUCAGUAACCUCCGCCGCCGCCGCUGUUUCUACCCCAGCUGUUGUUUCCACCCCUCCAACCCCAACUACAAUGAUUACAUCCGUCGCUCCUGCUGCUACCUCAGCCGCCGCUUCAUCUGGUGGUGGUGGUGACGAUGAUGAUGACACCUGUGAGGCAUAAGCGUUUCAACCUUUUCCUGCUCGACGCGAGAUUCGAUAUCUCAUGAUUAAUUGAUUGAUUGAUUAAUGGAAUUUUGAUGAGAUUGGAUUGGAUCAGAUUGGGUGAAUGAGCUCGUUUUCAAUGUAUAUAUAUAUAUAACCUUUUUGAUAGAGGACUUCUUUUAUAGUUCUUCUAUCACACACACACACACACACACAUAUAUAAGUCAUCGUCUAGAAAUAAAUGAUAGAGGUUCAAGGACAUUCUUUUCUUUUUCUCUUUUGAGUGAUUCGCCGUGGCUGUAAACUUUUUAAAAAAAUAAUUUAAAUGAACGAAUCAUGAUAGUAAUCUACAUUCCAGCCACCUCUUCAUUCCGGCCACUUCUCACGUCAAAAAUCACAAAAAAUCAAUUUUAAAAACUUUUUUUAUUCAUAGAUAUAAUUUUCUUUUUGUAAAAUCUUAAAUAUAAAUUGAUUAUUUA
Molecule: messenger RNA, 2228 nt
Organism: Sclerotinia trifoliorum
Lineage: Eukaryota; Fungi; Ascomycota; Leotiomycetes; Helotiales; Sclerotiniaceae
Source: the annotation of a GenBank genome assembly